Molecule: messenger RNA, 1352 nt
Organism: Acomys russatus (golden spiny mouse)
Lineage: Eukaryota; Metazoa; Chordata; Mammalia; Rodentia; Muridae
Gene: Ubac2
Product: UBA domain containing 2
Exons: 9
Coding region: 60-1097 (345 amino acids)
Molecular function (GO): protein binding; serine-type endopeptidase activity
Source: RefSeq, a predicted model, not a curated record
UCCGCCUCCGCCUCCCCUCCCCCCUGCCGCCCCGCGGGGGCUCCGGGCCCUGGGGGACCAUGUUCACCAGCACCGGCUCCAGUGGGCUUUACAAGGCUCCUCUGUCGAAGGGCCUCCUGCUGGUCCCCAGUGCCCUGUCCCUCCUGCUGACCCUCCUGCUGCCGCACUGCCAGAAGUUCUUCCUGUAUGACCUCCAUGCCGUCAAGAACGACUUCCAGGUUUGGAGGCUCAUAUGCGGAAGGAUGGUCUGUGUGGACUUGAAGGACACUUUCUGCAGCAGUCUUCUCAUUUACAACUUCAGGAUAUUUGAAAGAAGAUACGGAAGCAGGAAGUUUGCUUCCUUCUUGCUGGGUUCCUGGGUGUUGUCAGCCUUGUUUGACUUGGUCCUUGUGGAAGCCGUGCAGUAUUCAUUUGGUGUCACUGUGGCCAGUGAUUUACCUUCUGGAUUCUUGGCACCCGUGUUUGCUCUCUUUGUACCAUUUUACUGCUCCAUCCCAAGAGUACAAGUGGCACAAAUUCUGGGCCCAUUGUCCAUCACAAACAAGACACUGAUUUAUAUAUUGGGACUACAGCUUUUCACCUCUGGCUCCUACAUCUGGAUUGUAGCCAUAAGUGGACUUAUCUCCGGCAUGUGCUAUGAGCACAGAGUGUUCCAGGUUCACCAGGUGCUCUGUGUCCCUGGCAGGGUGGCCCAGUUUUUCUCCUGGGCUCUUGAGCCUGUCUUCUCAUCUUCAGAGCCCACCAGUGAGGCCAGGGUCGGGAUGGGAGCCACAGUGGACAUCCAGAGGCAGCAGAGGGUGGAGCAGCUGGACCGGCAGCUCACGCUCUCCCACCUUGCACAAGUGAGGCGACAGCGGCAGCCGCAGAGAGGAAUGAUCAAUUGGAAUCGGCUUUUCCCCCCUUUACGUCAGCGACAAAAUAUCAACUAUCAAGAUGGUCCUCGGUCUGAACAGCGAGCGUCUCCUCCCCUGGAAGUUUCUGAAGAGCAGGUUGCCCGCCUCAUGGAGAUGGGAUUUUCCAGAGGGGAUGCCCUGGAGGCCCUGAGGGCCUCGAACAAUGACCUCAAUGUGGCCACUAACUUCCUGCUGCAGCACUGACAUUCAGCCCAGCUGUUGAGUGACAGUGGCGUGUCCCCACCACCACGUCAGCCCGAGGGCCAAGCAGUCUCUAGCACAGGUGUCACGAGAGGGUGGUUCCCACUGUACACUGUCCUCAACUCCAAGAUGGUUGCCGUGUAGUAGCAAAUAAGUUUGCCAUUAAAUUAGCAUGUAUUUUCUAUCUUUAUUUUUUUACUGGGCAUUUCUCAGUUUGGAGAAUCGUCAUCCUUAUGUGUUCAUGUACAUGGCAGUUGC